Messenger RNA from Sphaeroforma arctica JP610, 492 nucleotides. RefSeq lists its product as hypothetical. NCBI's taxonomy places the organism in Eukaryota, Ichthyosporea, Ichthyophonida. Gene Ontology annotation, molecular function: ATP binding; DNA helicase activity. Bases 1 to 492 code for a protein of 163 amino acids. Gene Ontology annotation, biological process: establishment of sister chromatid cohesion. Gene Ontology annotation, cellular component: nucleus. The transcript has 3 exons. The record is from RefSeq and is a predicted model, not a curated record.
AUGUCUUGUGGCCAGGUUGCUGCGAUCAGUACUACUGUUUCUGAUAGGAAAAGCGGUGGCGAUGGAGAUGAAACCAAGGUAAAUCCUCCGGCAGAGUUUCCCUUUCCUUUCAAGGCGUACGAUCUCCAGCGAGACUUUAUGAGACACUUGUUCGAAUGCAUUGAACAUGGGAACAUGGGGAUCUUUGAGAGCCCCACGGGGACGGGGAAAUCAAUGAGCUUGAUAUGCGGUUCGCUUGCCUGGCUGAAGGCAAAUCGUAGCCGGCCGAUUGCGAAAGCAAAGGUGACAAACAACACAGAUGAAUUAGACUGGGUGUCUGAGUUCACGCCACAACAACCAUCGCCUGCGAAACAGCCUUUGCACCCAUUCCGUGGGCCGUAUGGACCGCCUGCGAAGCGACAGAGAACAGAGCAUUCCAAAGCCAGUUUGGAGAACAUUCUAGAAGACAGUGUAGACGUAGAUACAGCUUCUGUAGGUAAGUUAUCACUUUAA